AUGAUUGCCAGUGUCUCAGCAGAAUCUCGUGACCUUGUCCUGAGUCAUGGAGUGUUAAUGCCCUUAUUGGAACAAUUUAAUGAUAAAACAAAACCAACCAUCGUAGAAAAGGCAACGAAGACAUUGUCAAAGCUUUGUCAGAGAAAGCCUCGGUUCGAGCAGGUUAAAUCUGCCAUCCUACCUCUUGCUCAUCUUAUCCAUAUAGACGAUGUAGCAGUCCUUUGGUAUGCAUGCGAGGCACUAUUCCAUCUAACUUGUGGGGAAAUGGAUAUGAAACAAGCUGUGAUUGAAGCUGGUGUUUUCCCUCGUUUGUUUGAGCUUUUACCCAGAUUCAGGCACCAACAUUUGAUAUAG
Messenger RNA from Fraxinus pennsylvanica, 354 nucleotides. The record is from the annotation of a GenBank genome assembly. Lineage: Eukaryota; Viridiplantae; Streptophyta; Magnoliopsida; Lamiales; Oleaceae.